AUGGUAACGGUUGAGUCAGUCAUGGAGACACUGAACGACACCCUUGGACCAGAAGAGGAGGACAACACUACCGGUCUCAUUUUCAUUCUUCAAGGCCUGAUCAUCUUCGUCUUCGCCGUCCUAAUCAUCGCUACCAACAUUUUAAACCUUUUCGUCAUCCCCCGCCUACCUGAUAUCAACGACGCUAGUAAAGUCUUCUACAACUGCCUGUCCUUCGCCGACCUCAUACUCGGUGUCGUUCUCCUUCCCGCUCUGCCAUCGGCCAUCGUUGGCGACUGGCCUUUUGGAGAUGUCGUCUGCAAGAUCUUUGGUUUUGGUAUGACGCUAGUCGCCGGUCUAUCUUCCGCUAGUUUGCUGCUCCUUAAUCUGGAUCGCUUCUUUAGUAUAGCCUCUCCGCUCCGCUACAUGGCCAUCAUGGACCGGCGAAAAGCUAUCAUCAUCGCCACAAGUUCGUGCAUCGUCGAGGCAUUGUUCCUUCUCAUCAUAACAUUCGUGAACCCGUUCGGCGCGGGAAUCGUCCAAUAUACGAGACUCGGCGCGUGCAUCAUGUCCUUCAACGAGCCAAAAUUCAUCGUGUAUUCCCUGGUCAUCUUUUCUGUUUGUAUCUGGUCUCUCAUUCCCAUCCUGGCCAUCAUGUACACACGGAUCAUCUGCAUCAGCAGAAAACACGUGAGACGUAUUCAAGCCCAGGAACUCACAACUCGAGUCUCCAAAGCAGCCGGGAGCGACGAGCCGGGCUUACCGGACGACAGGCCCCACAAGGCCAAGAAGAGUGUCAACCACAGAGCGAUACGCAUGACACUUUUGGUGACGGGCACCUACGUCGCGGCAUGGGCACCCUUCACAAUAUGCCAAAUAUAUGUUGCCAUGGUUACCGAUGACGUUUCGAUCAUCAUUAGGGCGUUGGUGUGUUGGCCACUCCUUCUCAAUCCUCUGUGUAAUGUGAUCAUCUACUCGGUGACGAAACGUUCCUAUCGUGUCUUAGCGCGGAAUCUGCUGAAAGGUUUUCUGCGAUGUUCACUAGCAGAUCUUCGGAACGCAACAUCUCAUGAUAUUCUCGUAUAG
Molecule: messenger RNA, 1065 nt
Organism: Strongylocentrotus purpuratus (purple sea urchin)
Lineage: Eukaryota; Metazoa; Echinodermata; Echinoidea; Camarodonta; Strongylocentrotidae
Product: beta-4C adrenergic receptor-like
Exons: 2
Coding region: 1-1065 (354 amino acids)
Biological process (GO): G protein-coupled receptor signaling pathway
Cellular component (GO): membrane
Molecular function (GO): G protein-coupled receptor activity
Source: RefSeq, a predicted model, not a curated record